AUGGACACAUCACAGGACUCGACCAGCCCUCUCCAACCCCAGCCACAGCCUCAUUCCUCGCAGCAGAAGCAUACAAAAACAGCGAUGACCCGAUCAACCCAACCAGUCCGGCGCCUCCUGAUCUUCCAGGAAACGCGCAACCCACAAAACACCGCCGAAGUCGCCUACCUCCCCGUCAACAAACUGGGUCUGCCUAUCUGCGGCAAUGGCCCCGAUCUCCCAAAUAUCCUGGAACUACCUCUGCGCGUUGUGAAGGCGUUCACGGAGAUCUUCAAUCAGCCAAAGUAUAAGGGAUGGUAUGUAUAUUCUCCUUUCUUCUUUCAUUGGUUAUUCUCUGUCGCUAACCAUGCCAAUUAUGUUAGGUCUGUCCUCUCUGCUGGUCCAUACCACGAUAAAGUCGAGGAAGGAAAAUUCUACGCCGUUGUUCUCGAGCAGACGCAAGGCCAUCAGGAGAUGAGUUCUGGGACGUAG
Molecule: messenger RNA, 471 nt
Organism: Penicillium argentinense
Lineage: Eukaryota; Fungi; Ascomycota; Eurotiomycetes; Eurotiales; Aspergillaceae
Exons: 1
Coding region: 1-471 (156 amino acids)
Source: RefSeq, a predicted model, not a curated record